UUCAGUCAUUAAAUUGAAAUCAAUGUUGUUGGAUUAUGUUGUUGUUAAACUACGAAGAACUUAUUUGCGUGUAGAAAUCUAAGAUAAUUAAAAAGAAUUAGGAAAAAAACAUAAAUUAUAGAAAAGAAGUCAAAAAAAAGAGUGCGUGUUUGUUAAUUAAAAUGGCAAAUAAUUGAAGCGUUUAAAAUAAUUGUUGAAACAUAACAAAAAAGUGUAGAAAUUAAUUAAUCAAGGUGCAUAUAAAAUUUUUUUUCAUCUUUAAAUAAAAUAGAGCUAGUGAAAAUGAUUUUUCAUGAAUCGCAAAUGAAUAAUGAUGUUUGCUAAUGAUGAUUGUGUUGUUGUUUUUUUUGUUGCUUUUUAGUUUGUGAAUAUUUUUGAUGUUUUGUUUUGUGUUUGACAUUUUGCUACAAAUAGAAUAAAUGAAAAAAUAUAUAAAAAAAAAUUAAUAAAAUUUAUUCAAACUAAUCGAAACGUUUUACUUAAUAUAAAAAAAACAUCUACAUUUGUAUGCAGUUAGUUUGCAACGCGGAAACAAGAAAAUUACUUCAUAAUUAAACAAAGCUGUUAAAAAUAAUAAAUAAAUAAAUAAAUAAAUAAAUAAAUAAAUAAAUAAAUAUUGCAUUAUAUUGUUAAUUGCAACACAUAUUAAUUUUUACGUUGUUGCUAUUGUUUUUGUGUAAUAGUGCUAAUUAUAAAUUGCAAAAUAGAAAAAAAUAACAAUGCAAAGCAAAUAAAAAGAAAACCCUUGAAAAAAAAACGACCAGCAACAGCUUUUCAUAAAAUAUUUCAUAAUUUUCUUUUUCCUUCACACAAAAGGAAACAAAUUAAAUACAGGACUUUAACACUUCAUGGGAAAAGGCCUUUGAUAAGCCUGCCAGACAUCAUAUUCAAUUAUUAAAAAACAGAAAAAAACUGUAAAAAGCCGUCUAGCCACAAAACUUACAGAAACCAGUUGCCUUUGGCCUACAAGUGUUCAAUUUUAUUGACGCCACCAGCAGCAGCCGCCAUCUAUUCAAAGCAUCUCCAGCACAACAACUACAAAUGCUUUAAAAAAGUACUUUAAAUCAUCUCAUUUUGCAGCAGGUUCUUUAAAAAAGUUGUCUUGGCUUUUUGUGGUUUUUGCUCUUCCUAAAAUAAAACCAAAAACAACAAAAACAGAAUUUACAACUGCGAACGCUAUUGCACUUUUUUUGUAAUAAAAACAACAACAGCUGCCCCCUCCCCAACAAGUAAAAAAAAAAAACAAAACCAGUUUUUUCAUUUAGCUCCUCUCAAAUUAUCAGCUGCUCUUUUUAAAUUUUGUGUGUAGUUGUUGUUGUUAAUUUUGUGGGAUUUUGUUUGUAUGUUGACAGCUGUUCCUUUGGCCAGCAUUUCUUCUUGAUAAGAUACUUCCUUUUUAUAUAAGUUCAAUCACUUCUCUGUUCACACAUCAAUAUGACAUCGUCUAGUCAUAUGGAAGGUGUCGCCGAUACCGAAUGGCUGGAAGAUCUGCUUAAAGAAGUUCAACUAGAACAGUUCCUAGAACGUAUACGCGAUGAUUUACAAGUCACACGUCUGGCACAUUUCGAUUAUGUACAAGCCGAAGAUUUGGAACGUUGUGGUCUGGGUAAACCAGCCAUAAGACGUUUAAUGGAAGCGGUGCGCAAGAAAAAAGCCCAACAAUGGCGUAAAAAUAUUCUAUCGAAAUUAAUAGGUGGCGGUAAACAGCCUUCGUCGAAGAAAUCCUCAAAUGCCACAAAUAAAGAUAAACAACAGAAUACUCAAUUAACCUGCCUAAUACAUGAGAAAGAUAUAACGCUGGGCAAUAAAUUGGGUGAUGGUUCAUUUGGUGUAGUGCGCCGGGGAGAAUGGUUAACGGCACCUAAUGGUAAACAUUUACCGGUGGCAGUUAAGGUUCUUAAAGCGGAUAAUCUUACACAACCCGGCAUUAUAGAGGACUUUUUUCGUGAAGUGCAGGCUAUGCAUGCUUUAGAUCAUUCAAAUUUGGUGCGUUUGUACGGCGUGGUGCUAUCCCAACCCAUGAUGAUGAUUACAGAGUUGGCAGAACGUGGUUCCCUACUCGACACUUUGCGCAAACAGUGCAAACAUACUCCCUUAACUACAAUUUGGAAUUGGUCGGUACAAAUUGCCACCGGUAUGGCCUAUUUGGAACAAAAAAGAUUUUUACAUCGCGAUCUGGCCUGCCGUAAUGUUUUAUUGGCUUCAGGAAAUAAAAUCAAAAUUGGUGAUUUUGGUUUGAUGAGAGCUCUACCUCAAGAAGAUGACUGUUAUGUUAUGUCUGAACAUAAAAAAGUUCCUUUUCCCUGGUGUGCUCCGGAAUCGUUGCGCUUUAGACAAUUUUCUCAUGCCUCCGAUACCUGGAUGUUUGGUGUUACUUUAUGGGAAAUGUUUACCUUUGGUGAAGAUCCAUGGGUGGGUUUGAAUGGUUCGCAAAUUUUGCGUAAAAUCGAUAGGGAAGGUGAACGUUUGCAUCAUCCUGAGGCUUGUCCGCCAGAUGUAUAUGAAAUGAUGUUACAAUGUUGGGAUAAGACACCAGCUGAGCGCCCCACUUUUGCAGCUAUAAAAGAAUUUUUGGUGGGCGUAUCACCACAAGUGGUUAAGGCAGCCAAAGCUUUUAAUGAAGCAAAUCGUUUACAAAUUGAGGCAGGUGAUACUAUCGCCAUUAUAGAUGGUAGACCCGAACUUAAAUUAAUUAAGGGACAAAACCAAAGAACCUUUGAUAUAGGCAUCUUUCCACGACAAAUUUUGGAGAAAACCAAACAAACCAACAGUGACCUCAUACGACCAAUGCAUGAAAAUCUUAGAGCUACCGGUCAUUCAGGUUCUCCAUUCGGUUUCUGUUGGGGUGGAGCUGGCACUAUGGCCACCAGUAGUAGUGAAAUGCAUGCUGAGAGAGCACGUAAAACAGCUUCUUUGCAGGCUCAGUCCAUGCAACAGUUGCAUCAUGCUAAAGAACGCAAAUCCAUUGUAAACAAACAAUUCUCCUAUAACAAGCUGGUAAACGAGAGAGCUGUUGAGCUGCAGCGCCAUCAAUCAAUGCAGUCUGCUGGUGGCAGUGGGAAAAACAAAAGUGACAAAAAUAAAGGACCACAAAGGCCACCACCACCCCAACUGCAGCAGCAACAAGAAGGUAUUCUAAUUGAUAUAUCCCCAGAAUUUGGUGGUGGUGGCGGUGUUAGUGGUCCCUCUUCCUUCACACAAAACUCCUCUUUACUGCACUUGGGUGAAAGUUCUUCAAUGCAUGUCGAUAGCACUUUUUGUAUACUCGAUGCUCCCAUAGAUGUGCCUACCGAAGGAGAGGAUUACUUGGACAAUGAGGCUUCCAACCCCAGUAUUAUGCCUCCAACUCCUACAACACAUAAUAAUUUUGAAUUUGGUGCUUCGCCUUCACGUCCGCAUCCACCUCCUUAUCAAAUGCCACCCACAUACUCGAAUACAAUGGAAUUUAGUCAACAGCAACCAACAGCAAGAGAUCCCUUCGAUACCAGUAGAAUUAGUUUUAAUGGCGCUAACAACACCAAUACAUCCAAUGAUGAUAUUAAUGCUUUAUACUCGAAUGUGAUAAAAACACAACAACAGCAACAAGAUACUCACCUAAGAAACACUUCCUUACAAAAUUCCAAUAUUAAUAGUCCAGCAGCACGUAAAAGUCUAUUUGGUGCUGGACCGGGUUUAGCCACAACAGCUUCUAAUUUAUCAUUAACAGGCAACAAAGAAAACAUACCACAAAUAUCUACAGAAACAGCUGGCCACAACCUAACAACUCUCAGACAAUAUGAAACUACAAAACUACAAACGUCAACUAUAUCAGCUGCAGAAGAUUCGGCAUUGCAAAGAAACUUAAGUACACUUUCGUUGGAGAAACAAACAACUACUACACCACCAGCAACAAACACUAACGAACAAGUAGUUUUGGAUAAAAGCUUUAUAGCUGAAUUAGAAAAGGACAUGUACUCCAAUGAAGGACAAAAGGAUUAUGAACGCAAUUCUUCGCAAAUGUAUGCCAACAAGGAGGCAGUGUUUAAACAAAAUUUAACGCCCCUUAAAAAUUCAGCAGCAGCCAGUCAUUCAAAUCACUCCAGUCCCUCUUCAAUAAAUGGAGCUUCACCAAAAAUGCAUAAUAUUGAAAGACAGGCCGGUCAUUACAAUGUCUUAGAGAAUCGUAAUAGCAUAUACGGUGCUGCAACAGCCGAUACUAUCGCCCAAAAACCCAGUAAUUUAGAAAACGCUUCAGCCAAUAAUACUCAAAGUGUGGUCAAUCGUAUUUGGUAUGAAAGGGUAGCUAAUCAAUCGGAAUAUUAUGCCCAACCAGCUUUAGAGAAUAUCUACUCUAAUCAAGGUAUAUAUCAAGCCACACCUGUUGCCACAGCCACUACGGCUAAUGAAAGUAAUCAUAGUUUUGUGGCCAUAUCUAAUCGUGUGGUGGCUCCUAAAACCGCCAAUCAAGUAUAUGCCUCUGCUGCUUCUAUCUAUGGCAGUGUAACUGGACAUAAUAUGUAUGACACGGUUGCACCUACACCCUCAACUUAUUAUGGGCAAAUACCUUUAAGUCAUAUCUCAAAUAGUAAUGGCCAAAACUAUUCCAAUGGCACUGCUAAUAACCCAACACAACCGGCUAUUUAUGAUGAGGUAACUUUAGAUGAUUACCUACGACCACAUCGUCCUGCUCCCUUAGCUCCGCCUCAACUAUCAGCCCAACAGAUACAACGACGUCUGGAAAAACUAAAGAAACAACAGGAGUCACAAAUGGAAGGCAGCAGUUCGCUGUAUGCCCCGCCACCUUCGGACUAUGAAAGAGAACAUCAGAAAAUACAACAGAUGAUGCAGGAUUUAGGACCAAAUACUCAAGAAAUCGAUGUACGAAAUGCUUUAAGAGCUGCCAGUGGUGAUACGAAUUUAGCUAUAAGACACUAUAAAAUUGAUCAAUUAUCAAGACUUGGUCUUGCUAAUCGUCCUCAAUGUGAACAAGCUUUACAAAAAACCGGCUGGAGUUUAGAACUUGCAGCUGCUGUUUUAUUAGAAACUACUUCCUAAGCUAAACCCAAAAUACGAACAACAACAUUAACAACAUAAUCCAACACAACAACAACUACUUGGUACCCCCAUCAAAUCAUUCCAUAGUUCCCAAUUAUAUCACACUACAGAAAAAAAGUAUUAUGACAAUUUUAAAUAUAGAAUGAAUUGAAUAGAAACCUGGUAUUUUAAAAUGUGAUUUUAAAACAGUACAAUUACGAAAAAACGACAUCACUAAAUGAAAAAUUUCCUUUUUUUAACCAAACUUUUUUUACAAAUCCCUAAACACUACAAUAAAUAGUUGUUUUUCUUUUAAACAAUGAAGCUUAUAAUACGAACAAUAAAACCGUCCUUGUUUAAAAAUUCGAUCAAUUUAAUAUACCAAAUUUUUUAUAUUUAAAUUUUUAUUGGGUCUUGCAAACA
This is a messenger RNA of Lucilia cuprina (Australian sheep blowfly), 5436 nucleotides long. RefSeq names its product activated Cdc42 kinase Ack (gene Ack). The transcript has 6 exons. The coding region runs from base 1435 to 5034 and encodes 1199 amino acids. The record is from RefSeq and is a predicted model, not a curated record. Gene Ontology annotation, molecular function: ATP binding; protein tyrosine kinase activity. Gene Ontology annotation, biological process: protein phosphorylation. NCBI's taxonomy places the organism in Eukaryota, Metazoa, Arthropoda, Insecta, Diptera, Calliphoridae.